Molecule: messenger RNA, 162 nt
Organism: Symbiodinium necroappetens
Lineage: Eukaryota; Dinophyceae; Suessiales; Symbiodiniaceae
Source: the annotation of a GenBank genome assembly
AUGGAAUUCGACGAGUCUUUUCCACUGGAUGCACCUGGAAUCUGUCGACCUCCGAGACCCUUGGCCAUCACCACGACUGCUCCGGAGCCUUCGGAUGACUUGACGGUACAGCUUGCAGCAGAUGCACGUUCUCUUCUGGCUGCCCUGCGUGCAGAUCAACAG